Molecule: messenger RNA, 609 nt
Organism: Prionailurus viverrinus (fishing cat)
Lineage: Eukaryota; Metazoa; Chordata; Mammalia; Carnivora; Felidae
Gene: NDUFA13
Product: NADH:ubiquinone oxidoreductase subunit A13
Exons: 5
Coding region: 101-535 (144 amino acids)
Source: RefSeq, a predicted model, not a curated record
UCCUGCCUAAGACAUGCGCAGUACGUCCCGCCACACUCAUCAUGGCGGCGGCCGCUGGACGUAACUUCCGCCCGCGGUCGGAAGCACGGGUCCUGCGAACAUGGCAGCGUCGAAGGUGAAGCAGGACAUGCCCCCGCCGGGGGGCUAUGGCCCCAUUGACUACAAGCGGAACCUUCCACGUCGGGGACUGUCGGGCUACAGCAUGUUUGCUGUGGGCAUCGGGACCUUGCUGUUUGGGUACUGGAGCAUGAUGAAGUGGAACCGAGAGCGCAGGCGCCUGCAGAUUGAGGACUUCGAGGCCCGCAUUGCCUUGAUGCCACUGUUGCAGGCAGAGAAGGAUCGGAGGGUUCUGCAGAUGCUGCGGGAGAACCUGGAGGAGGAGGCCAUCAUCAUGAAGGACGUGCCUGGCUGGAAGGUGGGUGAGUCUGUGUUCCACACAACGCGCUGGGUGAACCCCAUAAUGGGCGAGCUCUACGGGCUGCGCACGAACGAGGAGAUUCUCAACGCCGCCUAUGGCUUCACGUGGUACACAUAGGGGCCUGCACCCCUCUGACUCCUGGACCCCUGCACCCUCCCCCCUGGAAAGAAUAAAGGCUCUGGAGACCUGUU